AUGGCUGAAGUAAUGCAGCUGCGCGCCAACGGCGGCUCGUCAGCUUCGGCUCAGCCUGGCCUCCAGCGCCAGCCUUCCUUCUCCUCGUUCCCUCCGUCGCGAAGCCCCUCGGCCGUCUCCCUGCGCAAUGAGAACAAGCGGCCGCCACGCUCUCCACAGCCACCAAUGGUCCGCGAAGACGAUGUCUCGAUCGACGAACUGUCCCAGGCUUCAUCCUUUGGCGACACAAGACACGCGCGGCUGCGCUCCCAGUACCCCGCCGACUCCAUCGAGAACCAUGUCGAGUACAUCCUCGUGGCCUCCUUUGACAUUGACCGCGGGUCGGUCAUGGAGCACCAGUAUCCGGGGCCUAUAAGCGGGGAUGAGACCAUGCUGGCAGAGCUCAUGUUGCCUGACCAGACGCACAUGCGGAGUCAGGAUUGGACUAUAUUCUUUUUGCACAAGGACACAAGUGCGGAGGAGGAGGAGAAGGAGGCGCGGAGGGAAAGGCGGAGAAAGGGCAAGCGGAAAGAAAAUCAUGAUGCCGAUGGGGACGACACCACGGCCGGCGCAGAGGAGUACGAUGAGCCGGACGACGACGACUCCUCGUCCGAGAGUGAAAACGAGAUGGACUCCGAUGGCCCGCCGCUGGUCUAUGUGCUCAACCUGGUAAACACGAAACAGGACAAUACCGUGAAAAGAGGAGCCAUCGUCAAAGCCAUGGCCAUCUGCACGCGACACCCCUUCCUACACAUCUACAAACCAUUACUACUACUUGCUCUUGAAGAGUACUUCCGAGCCCCAGUCAUGGAGACGCUUGCAUCUCUCUACAAUGCGCUCAAUACCAUGGACCUGUCGUUGCUCCCCAAACUCUCCAUGUUCGAGAACUUCGUCCUACAAGCGACCGACGCCAAAGACAUGUUUAUCGAAAAGUUCGAGCAGAUGAUACGACAGCGCAGAGCUGAAGAUGCAGAGCGAGCUUCUCUUCCAUCAGCGUCCUCCUCCGACCUCCAAAGAAAGAACUACGCACCUCCCAGAGAUACCCACGAAUUCGAGUCCAAAGUUCUAUACAACGGCGUUCCCGUUCCCAUCAAAGUACCUACCGCAUUGAGUCCCGAGACAGUGGGCGACUUCUCUCUCAUUAAGCUCAUCCAGACCUUCUCUACGCCUCAUGCGACACAACCACAGCCUUUUGCGCUCCAUCCACACCUGACGACAAGCGGGGCAUAUACGCAUCCUAUAAUUGUGCUGGUCAAUGCUCUUCUCACGCAAAAACGUAUCAUCUUCCUCGGCCAUAACCGACCUUCCGGUGAAGUCGCUGAAGCAGUUCUUGCGGCUUGUGCCCUUGCAUCGGGUGGAAUGCUGCGGGGCUUCGUGCGCCAUGCUUUCCCCUAUACCGACUUGACAAAAGUCGACGAUCUUCUCAAAGUCCCCGGCUUCAUCGCCGGUGUCACGAAUCCUGCGUUCUCAUACAAGCCUGAAUGGUGGGAUCUGUUAUGCGACCUUCCGACUGGGCGGAUGAAGAUUAGUAACAAGAUUGAACUGCCUCAACCAACAGAAGGCCAAGUGUUCUUCCAGAGUCAAGGUAUACCCGUCGGAAUCUAUCCAUCAGGAAGCGACAAAGCCGCCGACCCCACAGGAGAUACACACUUCAUGGAAAGCCUUGUAGCGAGCAUUGCCAAUCGCCACGGCGAAAAUGCUAUCCGUGCCAAAUGGCGGUCAUGGGUUCUUAAGUUUGCCCGCAUAUCCGCCGCCUUCGAGGAGACCGUCUAUGGCGCCUCCGCACUCUUCGUCGGCUCCCACGAAACAGAAGAAAACGUCUACGGGGUCUCUGGUCAUGGCUUCGUCUGGCCCGACGAGAUUUCGAAACUGCGGGAGUUAGCGGCGAACGUGCACCGUGUGGAAGGGUGGAGGAAUACAAGGAGUUAUUACAGUUUUAUCCAGGAUCUGGCGCGACAGUGGGAAAAGCGACCCGUUCGGGGCAUCGACCUCCAUCACCAGCAUGAUAAACUCCGCUGUCUAAAGUUGACACAUGAUCAGUCCGCUGCCAUCUACCUGGCGCUUGCCCGCUGCGUCGAAGAAGCUGGCGGGCCCAAGCCUUCGCCCUCACCAUCGGACACAGACCUUUCCACCACCACGACCUCACAAUCUCUCACUAUAGCGAACGAUCCAGACCGCAAGCCAGGCGAGCAGUUACAGUACGAUACGGUCCUGCAGCUCCUCUGCGUCAUUCCCGAAACGAACUCGGGGCUUUUCUAUCUUAGCCUAGGCCUCUUCCAUCCAAGACAGGACGUCAGGGCUGCGGUGGUGAAGCUCCUAGAGAGGAUAAUAGAACAUCCAGCCGGAAGACAUUUCUGGGCCACACUGGGGCGAUUCGCAAAGCUCGCAUUUUUCCGAGUUAAGAGAGAGGAAAGCCGGGAGGUAAAGACGUAG
Molecule: messenger RNA, 2412 nt
Organism: Paraphaeosphaeria sporulosa
Lineage: Eukaryota; Fungi; Ascomycota; Dothideomycetes; Pleosporales; Didymosphaeriaceae
Product: spindle pole body interacting protein
Exons: 2
Coding region: 1-2412 (803 amino acids)
Biological process (GO): actin cortical patch localization
Cellular component (GO): plasma membrane
Source: RefSeq, a predicted model, not a curated record